Molecule: messenger RNA, 636 nt
Organism: Kwoniella shivajii
Lineage: Eukaryota; Fungi; Basidiomycota; Tremellomycetes; Tremellales; Cryptococcaceae
Exons: 6
Coding region: 1-636 (211 amino acids)
Biological process (GO): cellular response to oxidative stress
Molecular function (GO): oxidoreductase activity
Source: RefSeq, a predicted model, not a curated record
AUGUCUUCAGCUAAGUUCUUUGAAGCUGUCGAGAACCGACGAUCAUACUAUAACAUUACAAAGGAAUCACCUCUAUCAAACGAUCAAUUGAAAGAAUUAGUUGAAAAAUCAGUCAAAUUCGCUCCUACUUCAUUCAACGGACAACAAAGUAGAGCAGUACUAGUCACAGGUAAAAAGAAUGAGGAACUAUGGGAUACAAUUUUAAAAGGAUUUAAACCUACUUUAGGUGGUGAUAAGGGUCAAGAAGAUUUUUACACGAACAAAUUCGAAACUCAAUAUAAAUCAGGUUAUGGUACUGUUUUAUUCUUUGAAGAUCAAGAUAUCCUUAAUGGGUUCAGUGCCAAGAUGCCUUUCUUAUCUCAACACUUCCCUGUUUGGUCCGAGAACUCUGCUGGUAUCCUUCAGUAUAUAGUUUGGACAGCGCUCGAAACUGAAGGUUAUGGAGCUUCCUUGCAGCAUUUCGGUGCUAUGUCAGCUGAAAUCCAAGCUGAUAUUCAUAAAUUAUUCGAUCUACCUCCAUCUUGGAAGAACACUGCUCUUCUACCAUUUGGUAAACCUUCCGGACCACCUGGAAACCCCGCCAAAGCAAAAGACUUUGAACCUCUUGAAAAGAGAACAAAGUUCUUCCUUGAUUAA